This is a messenger RNA of Macrobrachium nipponense, 6548 nucleotides long. RefSeq names its product platelet binding protein GspB-like. Lineage: Eukaryota; Metazoa; Arthropoda; Malacostraca; Decapoda; Palaemonidae. The record is from RefSeq and is a predicted model, not a curated record.
CAUAUAAAAGAGGCGAGGGCACCCGUGGAAACUUCAGUUCACCUUUCUGACUCCGACGAAACACAGCCAUGAGGAUCCAGGUCCUGGUUUUGGUCCUGGCGACCUGCGUCCUGGGCGCAAAACUUCCAUCCAGCUCCCACGACGAAUCAUCUGAGGUCUUGAGCCGAACAGUGUCUGUGAAGACCCCUCAGAGGGUUUCCAAUGUUAUUUCACAUUUCCUACCUGCCGACCACAGAUACGACGCUACAGGAUCUGUUCAGAUCAGCAGAGAAUCAGAGUCAUCUGGCAAAUCAUUAGUUGAUGAUGGUCCUAGGCCUGUACAAGUUGCUGCACCUGUUCGAUCAGCCCCUGCUCCUUCUUUGUCUAGGACUAUUAGCGUUAAAACCCCAGCGAGAUCUUCAAGUGUAAUUUCUCACUUUUCUCCAGCUGACCACAGGUAUGAAGCAACUGGCAGUGUUCAAAUUGGUACUGAAUCCUCUGCAAAGCCAAGAAUUGUCAGUGUCCCUAGCUCCCAAGCUCCUAGCUCCCAAAGGGCGGCUCCCUCUACUCCUGCCAUCAUUUCGGUAGCAUCUCCAAAGCCGGCGCCAAGAAGUCAAAAUGUUGGAGGUACUCAGAAGUCACUUGCACGCACCGUCUCUGUGAAGACACCAGACCGUGUAUCAAAUGUAAUAUCUCAUUUCACCCCUGCUGACCACAGAUAUGAUGCUACUGGUAGCGUUGUUAUUUCACAAAUUUCCUCCGGUUCACCAAGAUCUUCUGCACCUCAGCAUUCAGCACCUGUUCAGGUAGCUCUAAAGCCUGCUCCUGCCCCAGUACCUGCUCCUGCCCCAUUACCUGCUGCAGCUCCUGCUGUUAUCUCCAGGUCAAGUGCCAGUGUCUCAGCCAACACACAGAAAUCCCUUGCUCGUACUGUAUCAGUGAAAACUCCAGAACGUGUCUCGAGCGUCAUUUCUCAUUUUACUCCUGCAGAUCACAGGUACGAUGCCACCGGAAGUGUUAUCAUUAAUCAAGCUGCAUCCAGCUCAGCCAAACUUCCAGUGCGUCAAGUGCCAUCUCUUCCAAGAUCUCCCGUUAAACCACGUAUUCCUGCCCCAGCUCCAGCUGCCCCUGCUCCAGUUGCCCCAGCUCCAGUUGCCCCAGCUCCAGCUGUCCUUUUUCAAAGCCAAGCUAGUGAAGGAGCUAAAACUCAAAAAUCCCUUGCUCGCACCGUAUCAGUGAAAACACCAGAGCGUGUCUCAAGUGUGAUUUCACACUUUACUCCUGCUGAUCACAGAUAUGAUGCCACUGGGAGUGUUCUUAUUAACCAAGCCUCAUCCAGUUCUGCAAGAGCUUCUACACAUCGAUUUUCACAACCCAGAACACUUGUUAGUGUAGCUCCUGCUCCUGCUCCUUCUCCUCAACCCUCCAAACCAGCUCCAGCUCCUGUCGCCCCUUCCCAGCCACGUGCUAGUAGUACCUCAGCAGGCACUCAAAAAUCUCUUGCUCGUACUGUUUCAGUAAAGACACCCGAGCGUGUGUCAAGUGUAAUUUCUCACUUCACCCCAGCAGAUCACAGAUAUGAUGCUACAGGUAGUGUAGUCAUUAACCAAGCAUCUUCAAGUUCGGCAAAACUUUCUGCCCAACGAGCUUCACCCGCUCCAGUAGCACCUGUUGUUGCCAAGCCAGCACCUAUCAAAAAGGCAGUGGUUCCUGUUCCAUCUACUCUUACACGUACACAAGCUCCUGCUCCAGUUGCUAUUACCCAAGUGCAAUCUAGAACAGAAGCUAAAACACAAAAAUCUCUUGCUCGCACUGUAUCAGUGAAAACACCAGAUCGUGUUUCCGGCGUAAUAUCACAUUUCACUCCCGCUGACCACAGAUAUGAAGCUACGGGUAGUGUGUUAAUUAACCAAGCCUCAUCAAGCUCAGCAAAAACAGCAGCUCGAGUUCCUGCACCUGCACCUGCUCGUGUAACUUUUAAGCCUGCUCCUGCCCCAGUACCAGCUCCAGCUCCAGCUCCAGUGCCAGCACCAGCUCCAGCACCAGCUCCAGCUCCAGCACCAGCCCCUGCUGUUUCAGCCAUUUCACGAGCAAGUGUCUCAUCAGCUGGCACCCAAAAAUCACUUUCUCGUACUGUGUCAGUGAAGACCCCUGAUCGUGUCUCAAGUGUAAUUUCUCACUUCACACCAGCAGAUCACAGGUAUGAUGCUACUGGCAGUGUAAUCAUUAACCAGGCUUCUUCCAGCUCAGCAAAAGUUUCUCCUACUCGAGCUGCACCCCUUCCAAUUCCUGUACCUUCCCCAGCUCCCUCAGCUCCUAGACGAUCAUCUGUAAAGAAGACCCCAGCUCCUGCCCCAGUUGCUCCUCUCCAAGUAACUGCAAGUACUGGAACUGCCAGCCAGAAAUCCCUUGCUCGUACCGUAUCAGUAAAAACACCAGAACGUGUCUCAAGUGUUAUUUCCCACUUCACUCCUGCUGAUCACAGGUAUGAUGCCACUGGUAGUGUUGUAAUUAACCAGGCUACAUCCAGUUCAGGAAAAUCUUCUGCUGCUCGAUUUUCACCAGCUCCACUACCUGUUCGUGAAACCCCUGCAGCUGCUGUCCGUCGAGAUCCUGCCCCUGCCCCAGCCCCAGCCCCAGCCCCAGCCCCAGCCCCAGCCCCAGUUCCUGUUGUAGUUUCUACACGCCAACAGAGUGCUUCAUCCGGUGCUCAGAAAUCUCUUGCCCGAACUGUUUCUGUGAAAACUCCAGAUCGUCAAACAAAUGUAAUUUCCCAUUUCUUACCUGCAGACCAUCGUUACGAUGCCACAGGUAGUGUGAUAAUUAACCAAGGUUCAGGAUCAUCAUCUGUCAAGUCUUCCUCUUCAAGGUCUCAGGCUGCCUUUCUUGCACAAGCUUCCUCUUCAAGGUCUCAGGCCGCCUCUCUUUCACAAGCUUCAAGCGCAGCUUCAUCAUCAAGCUCAGGAUCUGGGUUAACAAGAACAGUCUCUGUUAAAACUCCAGAGAGAGAUUCUGAUGUUCAUUCCCACUUUACACCAGAUGAUCACAGUUUUGAGGCCUCUGGUAGUGUAACAAUCUCUGGUUCAUCUUCGUCUGCUGGUUCAUCUUUGUCUGCUGGCUCAUCAUCUGCUGGCUCAUCUUUGUCUGCAGGUUCAUCUUCAUCUGCUGGCUCAUCUUCAUCUGCUGGCUCAUCUUCCUCUGCUGGUUCAUCUUCGUCUGCUGGUUCAUCUUCGUCUGGAAGGGCAUUCACAAAAUCCUCCAGCGCUUCAAAUCGAGCAUCUUCUUUUAGACAGUCGUCAUCUGCCUCUUCAGAAGACCGUCAUUCAUCUUCUAGUGCAGCAGCCGCUAGUUCACAAUCCUCUUCUUCUUCAUCGGCUUUUCAAAGUGGUUCACACAGCAGGGCUGAUGGUUCCAGCUCUGGGUCCGGGUUUACGUCAUCUCAGUCUACAUCAUCAGGGUCCUUUCGACUAGCUCCAGUGGUAACACACGCCAGUUCAUCAUCUCUGUCCUCUGACCUUCAGGCUGAACUGGAAGCCUUCAGAGCAGAGGCUCGUGCAUCAGGCGCAGCAGUUGCUCAAGUGAGACAGGAAGAGGUUGACGAUGGGGUGCGGGACGAGUACUACUUCAACCUUUGCGUUGAGGACCACGAAAACACCAAUUACCAAUGUCGUGACGAGUGGGUAGGGGAAGAUGGCAUUACCCGUGGAUGGUACACGGUUCUCCUCCCCGAUGCCUACCUGUAUAACUACACCUACAUUGCCCACCCAGUCAAGGGAUACCAGGUCACAGUUACCCGCAGGGAUUCAGGCAUCGCUAUGAAGAAACUAAGGCCCGACAUCUUCGCUCCUGCCACAGUGUUCUCCAACAAGGGAAUCACCAGGUUUUCCGACUUUGCUGUUUCAGGGGUCAACAACCAAUUCGUUGAAUCCACAGCAAUGAACUUCGACCAGAAUUCAGCUGCCUUGUUUGCUGAUUCCUUUGCUGAAGCACUGAAAACUGAAAGGUCAUCAUCGUCCGGGUCCGUGCCAGCAAUGUCGAUGUCAAUGGGACCCGAAGCUCACGUUAAUGGCUUCUCUGUCAUCCGUGAUUCUGGUUCAUCUCACUCUUCCUCUUCAAGGUCACAGAGCCAGGGCUCAAGCUCCUCUGGCUCUGCCAAGAGCAUUUUUGCAUCAGGAGCAAGCAGCCAAAGAUUAAGCUCGUCUCAUUCUUUGUCUUCGUCAGCAUCCAGUUCAUCAGCUGCGGCCUCAGAACAAUCAAGCGCAUCUGGCAGUUCUGGUUCAAGAUCUUCCCAGUCAUCCCUUUCUAGAACAGUUUCAAUUAAGACUCCAGAGAGGGUGUCCUCCGUGAUAUCCCACUUUACCCCCAAUGAGCACCGUUUCGAUGCAACAGGAAGAGUGACAAUCAACCAAGCAUCUUCUGAAGAAUCAAGAGCACAAGAUUUCGGUUCUGCUGAGUUUCAAUCCUCUAGUUCAAGUUCAUCCCAGCAGGCCUCUGGAUCAUCAAGGUCAUCCCAGCAGGCGUCUGGAUCAUCAAGCUCAUCCCAACAAGCCUCUGCACCUGCCAGUUCAUCAAGCUCAUUCCAGUCCUCAUUGUCUCGCACUGUCUCAAUCAAAACUCCUGAGAGACAAUCCAGUGUUGUCUCCCAUUUCUUACCAGCCGAUCACAGGUUUGAAGCCACUGGGAGUGUAAACAUUAAUCAAAAAUCCUCCUCUUCAGCAUCAUCAAAAUCAUCACAAGCAUCAUUUGUUUCUGUGCCAGCUGCUCCUGCCCCUGCACCAUCCUCAGUACAGCUUCCAGUAUCUCAAGCUGUUUCCUCGGGAUCCCAAUCUUCUCUUAGUAGAACUGUAUCAAUCAAAACUCCAGAGAGAGUUUCAAGCGUAAUAUCACACUUUACCCCAGCAGAUCACAGGUAUGAAGCAACUGGAUCUGUUCAUAUCAAUCAAGGUUCAAGAUCUGCUUCUUCUGGUGCAGCAAGAGUGGUUCCUGCUGUUGCACCCCCUCAAAUCCGCAAAAUUGCAGUUCAAGCACCCGAAAGAGUGGCUCCAGCAGUUGUAAAAUCUGUGUCACAGAAAAAACAAUCAUUUUCUUCCGAUGAAAAAUCUCUAAGACGUACAGUCUCGGUGAAAACCCCUGAGAGACAAUCCAGCGUUAUCUCCCACUUCACACCAGCUGACCACAGGUAUGAGGCUACGGGAUCCGUUGCCAUAAACAGCGGUUCUUCUGGAUCACGAAAAUCUGUUGAUACAUUUGUGGGUAAGAUCACCACAACCAGCAAUCCCGCUCCUGUAUCUGCCCCUAGAUCUGAACCUGCCCCUGCCCCUGCCCCUGCCCCUGCCCCUGCCCCUGCCCGCAGUCAACCAAUUGCAGCAGCUCUUUCAUCUAAUGCAAAGUCAAUCUCCUCAUCAUCUAGGGCCCAGUCAUCACUGUCACGUACUGUCUCAGUAAAAACCCCCGAAAGAGUUUCCAGUGUAAUCUCUCAUUUCACUCCUGCUGACCACAGAUAUGAAGCAACUGGAUCUGUCGUUAUCAACCAAGAAUCUCAAACACCAAGACGUCUGAUAGUUCAAGAACCUGUUGUUCGGGCUCCUCAGCCUGCCAUCGUAAGAGCUCCAGUACAGGUCCAAGCCCCGGCACCACAGGCCGAGUCCCAAUUAUCUCUCUCCCGCACAGUUUCUAUCAAAACCCCUGAAAGAGCUUCCAGCGUAAUUUCCCACUUUAAUCCAGCUGAUCACAGGUAUGAAGCAACAGGCAGCGUUGUCAUCAGCAAAGGCUCUCGAAAUGCUCCCACAGUACCAGCACCUGCAGUUCCAGCUGCUCCCAUUAGAGCUAAAUCCAUCGCUGCUCCCAAGCCAGUAGCCCCAGCUCCAGCUCCAGCUCCAGCCCCAGCCCCAGCCCUAGCUCCCCGUAAACCAUCACAAGUAUCUCUCUCGCGUACUGUUUCUGUGAAGUCGCCGGAGAGAGUUUCAAAUGUGAUCUCCCAUUUCACGCCUGCAGUCCACCGCUACGAGGCCACUGGAUCCGUUACUAUCAAUAGGUCAAACGAAUGAAUAUGUACAUAAUUAGUAGUCCUUGCGUGCCAAAUUUUCCCGUCUUGUAGCUUGGGAGCCUGGGUUUAGGAAGAAGCCUGUGCUUAUAUUUAUUUGUGAGUACUUAGGAGGUGCUAAGAUGCCAAUCUGGAAGUAGUUUCUGCGCGUAAUAAUAGAUGUUGUAUAGUUGUCAAGAUAGUACGAUGUAAAAAAUAUAUAUAAUUCACUCUACUGUAAAUAGUAUCUUAAGUUGUUACAGUCUACCAUCCCCUAACAUAGUUCGUUCCUGCGCAAAUAUGGCGAAAGAUUCUCGACGUCUUCACAUUAACACUUUAUUUAUUCCCUAUUUAUACUAUUUAAAUUUCUGGAACUGACCACAUACCUAAGUUUACUCUCUAUCAAGCAGUAUUUGAAAUGUACUUCUACAUAUGUAUUCUAGGCUAUAUGCUGUAAGUAAAACUAGUAUUAAACAAGUGAGGUGCUGACUGAGGUCGCCAAUAUUGAGACAGAACUGAAAUAAAGAAAAUCAUUGGCUUUAUUAAA